UGAACAUUCCCCACAUCAAGAAUUAUUAUUAAAUUUAUCGUUGUUAACAAUCCUCGAAAACGAAAGAUAUUGAAAAUACCACUUUUAACAAUUCUAUAAUUCGAUAACAUUUCGCCCGUCGUUCAUACAUCAGCACCUCAAGAUUUCAUGACAAUUUGUUGACUUUGAUUCCCGAUUUGAGUUUGAGGUUAUGAUAAAUCAUUGGAAGGAGUUUCAAGAUAAAAUUUAAGCAUUAGUAACUAAAAACUACAUUUUUUUUAUAUCGCAAUGAGCGAAACGGACAGUCACUGGGCGCCAAACGAGGAAUACCUCAACGCGAUAAUCGAAAUGGGAAUAUCAGAAAUCGUCGCCAGAGAGGCGCUGUUUUGUACGCAGAACCAAUCGGUAGACGACGCUAUAAAUUUUAUAUUCAAUACGACCCCUGAAAACGGGGUAUUGAAACAAAAAUCUCUUGAGCAAGCUGGUGAUACUGAAGUUGGGGAAAGUUGUGAUGAGGGAAACAUUAAUUAUAGCAAAAUGGUAUUUGUGGUGAACAUGUCUCUGAAAAUGGGCGUGGGAAAAAUUGCGGCCCAAGUAGGACAUGCUUGCUUGGGCUUGUAUAGGCAAUUGCUCGAGCAGGGUUUGGAAGACAAUUUGAAUUGCUGGGAAGAAGUGGGAGAAAAAAAGAUUGUUCUAAAAGGAAACGAUGAAUCUCAUUUAAUUGAGCUUCUAGAAAAAGCCGCUGAGGAGAAGAUUCCUGCCUACUUAGUGAAAGAUGCGGGUCACACACAAAUUGCCCCUGGAUCAGUAACAGUUUUGAGUUUGUUCGGUCAUGAAGAGAAAGUUGAUAAAAUAACAGGCAAACUCGGUUUAUUAUAGCCAACAUUUUCUACAACCAAAUUAAGCCAAUUUGAUUUUAUCUACCUGGUUAUUAGAGUUAAUUUUUUUGACAAUUUUUUUAUCAACUACUUAGCUAAAUA
Cylas formicarius (sweet potato weevil) is the source of this 959-nucleotide messenger RNA. Its product is annotated as probable peptidyl-tRNA hydrolase 2. The record is from RefSeq and is a predicted model, not a curated record. Lineage: Eukaryota; Metazoa; Arthropoda; Insecta; Coleoptera; Brentidae. Gene Ontology annotation, cellular component: cytosol; mitochondrion. The transcript is spliced from 4 exons. Bases 268 to 858 code for a protein of 196 amino acids. Gene Ontology annotation, molecular function: peptidyl-tRNA hydrolase activity; protein binding.